Molecule: messenger RNA, 1202 nt
Organism: Pseudo-nitzschia multistriata
Lineage: Eukaryota; Bacillariophyta; Bacillariophyceae; Bacillariales; Bacillariaceae
Source: the annotation of a GenBank genome assembly
UAACAGUAACUGUAUCUGUUGAGGACUAACGGAAACAGCAAGAAUAAGUUGAAUGCACCUCUCUGCUAGCCCUUUCAUCCCAUCCAAACCACCGAGGGGGUCGAAGUCGUGCUGGAUGKUUUUUUUUCGCUUGGCACCGAUGCUUCGCUGCUGGUUCUCCGUAGCGGUGGUUGUCCUCCUCUGUUGUGGCGGUGGUGAACACGGACCAUUCCGGUUCCAGACGCAGGAAGCGAGAGCUAUGGCCCCGGUAGUUCCGGUAGCUCACGCGWUGCGGUUCGAUCUCGGUCUUCCGGGGAUUGGCAGCGUUUCCUACCGCGACGGACUCCUGCGGAUCAAACCCAGCGAGCAGAAGGUUUCCCAGCCGUUGUCGUCGGAWGCAUCCGCUGCCGACCAAUCGUUGCUGUGGAAGGUUCCCGACAGGGCCUUUUUGGGUCCAUCGGCAGCGGCYGAUUGGAAUGCGGAAGGCGGGGUUUCCAUCGAGCACAGGCUCACCGCCGACAAGGGCUACGGCGCCUUUCUGGCACCCUCGCAGGAUCCGCUGCCCCCGGGAACCUUUCUGGGGCUCUACGAGGGGGAGCUGCUUUCGUCCCGUUCCGACCUGGACGGGCUCCACGCCUCGAGGAGGCAAGCGGCRAAAAACCCGGACAUUGUGGGGGACUACGUCAUGUCGCUGGACGGCGGGGGCCACUUUCUCGACGGAUACGACCUCCGGUACGAUCCCACCAACGARGAGUCGUUUCCCUUCACUCCCGCCCACCUCAACCACGCAAGCAGGGACACACCCGGGUGCAAYGUCGUCCGCAGGCUUGUGUACGUUCCGGACGAUCUCCGGGCGCCGGAGRAGGAGGAGUCAUGGCUGCGGGAGGAGUACCCUCGGCGUCUCCCUCGGGUGGCCUUUUUUGCGGGGAGGGACAUCGCCCCCGGCGAGGAACUCUGUUUCGAUUACGGCGACAACUUUUGGUCCGGAAAGGASACAUGAGRCUGGCGCACGGASGAURGGAAACGRACGGUCAAAAGCCCGGUGGACCUUAUUUGGGUUGGCUACCGUGGGCAUUGAUCCCCUUGCCCGCACCACUCGGCAAGCCAGAAACAGAGGUAGUGUGGAAUGGGCUCAACAUCAAGACACUCGGUGCGUCGAGCUUUUGUGMUCUUCAAAUCGAGAAAGGACUCAAGCGAAAAGGGAAUGAAAUGGACACKAUACU